Messenger RNA from Tuber melanosporum (Perigord truffle), 1047 nucleotides. RefSeq lists its product as uncharacterized. Lineage: Eukaryota; Fungi; Ascomycota; Pezizomycetes; Pezizales; Tuberaceae. The transcript has a single exon. The record is from RefSeq and is a predicted model, not a curated record. The coding region runs from base 844 to 1047 and encodes 67 amino acids.
CCACUUAUAACAUUACCCCCUUAAGUCAUGAAGCCCUCGUAUUCCGCUUCCUACCGAGUGGCCUGAUACCGAAGCCCGUCCCGCUCGUUUCUCUGCCCUGAGAACCUCGAUCGGGGAAUAACGAGUUACAGCAACGUCCCGUGGAUGGUACAGUACAGUACCGUACUGGGCCAGCCAUGCUUCAGCGUUGGGGAACAAGACCGGUUCGACAAUGAUCUCCAAGUCCGCAUGACGCACACGAUUUUUAUGAAUAUUCAUUGGUCGCCUUCAACGGCAUUUGUCUUGCCUGCACUGGUAUAUCUUGUGCAAGGGGGAAAAAUGCAGCUCAGAUUUGCAUGCGCGUGUGCUCGCGGAGCCAAGAGUUGGGAGGAAAGGUUCAAGAUUCGAGUACCAUCGAUUGCAAUCUUUCACCUCGUCCGCACCGGGGUAUAAGCACUAUAUUCAAUGGGGAAAAAUUGUGAAAAAUUGCAGGAUUAUUUUUUUCCUGCAGUUUUUAAGCAACAUUUUCUGGAAGAGUUUUCUCACUUGAAAAGUUUACUCUUUUCUCUUAACUCCCGCCGAGGGUAACAAAUGUUAGUGGCUUGAGACUUUCCAUCAGGCACAUCAACUCUAAGAAGGAUCCACAAUAUCUAUCUCAAUAAUUGGACUAAGAAACGGAAAAGGAUUUUUACUAGAAGCUCUGGAAAUGUUUAGUUCAAUUUUUAACCUAUUUUCCGUGGCUAUCUUCACCAAUAUUCACUUGUUCUGGGAGUGCAAAGUCAAUGUCUUACGGUGGUGUGGGCAAGGUCAAGGAUUGCAGCCGAUGGUAUGCGAUGACAUGUUAAACACAUUCCCCCGCAAUCGAUGGUAUUUUGGACCCUUUCUCAAGAGUUAGACCCCGUCUGUCGUGCGCUCGCUCAGUAUUCGAAUCAUUUGCACGCCGCGCAAUGUGCACAACAACUUCGGGAUGUUUUGUUGGUACGGUAUGCAAUUAUUCCCUGCCCGAGUGCUCUGAGCUCAAUCAAUGUCUACAGUUGGUGCAGCGCACGAAUAUCUCCGAUUGAAUAG